Messenger RNA from Drosophila eugracilis, 717 nucleotides. RefSeq lists its product as uncharacterized. The transcript has a single exon. Lineage: Eukaryota; Metazoa; Arthropoda; Insecta; Diptera; Drosophilidae. Bases 87 to 680 code for a protein of 197 amino acids. The record is from RefSeq and is a predicted model, not a curated record.
AGACUCAGUCUCGAGUGCGAUAUUGGCGAGUGUGAACGUGUUUACUUGGUCUUCGAUUGCAAAAAACACUAAAAACUGACUUAACGAUGGCAAUUACGCGGUUGAUUCCCUGGUCAAAGCUGAUGUUGUUAUUGUUUGUCUGCCUGUCUCUGGCAUUGAAACUAAAUCAGGCAGCUCGAGUGCCCAGCGAUCAGUUUGUGUUUCCCUCGGAGUCCAAGCCAAAUGCAACGGCCAUUCGAGUGGACGCCAGACUCCGGGAAAUCGAACGUGAAAUGGAGGAGGUGACUAAGGCAACAAAUAUUAGUUUUGUGAUAUCAAAGGAAAAUAAAAAGGGCGCACCCAGAACUACAGGUAGUGAAAAUGAUGGCAAGAUACCAGGAAGUACACCUGUUGAAACCAGAAACGUGACCGGAUCUCCCAGUAAUUCCACUAGAGAGGAGAGCAGUGUUAAAGGUUCAUCAAACACUGCGAAAAGUCGUACCGCUAGCGAAACGAAGAUGAUAACAUUUGGCAAGGAAUCAGAAUCAGAUAAACCCGCUCCCUGGGAUCGAACUGAAGCCACCAUUGUCUCGGAACCUAGUGGUGUGAUUAUUGGUCCAAGGAUUGUCCUCGAAACAUUGAAAAUGUGUCCAGAUGGAACUACUCUUACCGUCAAUGAUCAUUGCCGCAAGAUUGCCUAGCGGGGUGUGUAAAUUCUCAAUAAACAUUUUAAAAAUA